This is a messenger RNA of Bactrocera oleae (olive fruit fly), 10152 nucleotides long. Lineage: Eukaryota; Metazoa; Arthropoda; Insecta; Diptera; Tephritidae. The record is from RefSeq and is a predicted model, not a curated record.
UUCGACGCGCUAUUUGAUGGUCGAUGUUUUCAGUUGUUUACCGUUAGUUGUUGUCUACAGUGCGAAAAAGCGGCCGUCACGCAUUCGGGAAACUGCUGAAGCAGCGUGCAACAGCAGCAGCAGCAGCAACAUAAAAAUACCACUAAUACCAAAGCAAAUUGAUACCACGGUCCACAUAUUUGAAGGAGUGCAACUGUUUUUUUUUUUUUUUAACACUUAUACGCCGCGUAGCACAUUGUGUACGCGCGCGUUCGCGUGUGUAGGUGUUUGUGUGACGGUGUGUCGGUGCGUGUGGCAACUUCAUUUUCUUGCAGCCAAUGUGAAGUUUUCGCUGUAUUUAUACUCGCGCGUCGUUGUAUCUCGGUAUCGGUUGCAAUUUGAUUGUCAAGCGUGAAAAAUUCUAUUAAGCAAAUAAUACGACGUGAAAAAAAGUGUCACGAAAAUGUGUGUUAAUAUUUUGAAAAGAAUUUUGUGUAAAGAGAAAAAUCCAGCUACGAUAAUGUGACACGCUUGCCUUUGUUAUUGUUGUUCUCCUUAAGUGACAGUUUAUGCAACAUUCUGCAUCUUCGAAGUCGUACAUUUCGGUUUUUUUCUCCUUUAAUUUUCACUUUCACUCUCUACUGUUGCUGUGCCUACGCCUAUCGUAUACUCCUCCAGCGGCUCUGGGGACGUCUGAAACGCGCGCGCAAGUUUUAUUCCCUUAAUACCUAACGAUAACUUUGUCGCUUUGUUCUUGUUUUCAAUUAAACAAACGUACAUGUGUGCAUAACGGUGUUGUUAAUACCAAACAAUUCUGAAUAUAUGAUAUCCAGUCUGUGACCAAUUUUCCGUGACACAAUACUGUGAAUUAGUUGCGCUCUACAAAUGACUGAAAAUUCUUAAAUAUAGAGAAAAAAUUGGCAUAUUUAAUUGAUGAUUGCAUUCGUCCCUGAAACUAAGUGCCAAAGUCCCAAACAACCAUCAGCGAAUCAACAAUGCCAACAUUAGACAACUAACUGACAAACCAAUAAUUCAGCAAUAAACCAAUUGCAACCAGUUAGCCGAUUGACAAGCGACGGCAGGUAGCCAUCGAAGAGCGACGCAGCGGCCUACCAAAAACGAAUACAUACAAACAAACACACCUACGUACAUAGCAACAAUUGUGUUGCGCCGUUACUGUCACCAGAGAAUAAUAUAGAGAAUCUGUCUUAUUUAUUGGAAAUUAAAUGCAAUUGCGAAAAAGCGCAGAAAUCACAUCAAACGCCGUCAAGUGUUGAUUUUUAUUCAAUUAUUCUUUAAUAAAAAAUUGCAAAUAUACAUACGCUACUGAAAAAAAAAACAACAAAACAAAAACAGAAGUGGCAAUAAAUUAAUAAUUUUAAAGACAGCUGUGUGGAGAAGAGUACAUUUGUGUGUAUGUGUGAAGGUAAAGAAAAAUAAAUGAAAAAAAUAAUUAAAAUAUUGAAUUUUGAAGACAAAAGUAUUUGAAUUUUGAAGAAAAAAAAUGUUUGAAUUUGAAAGAAAUAAAUAUUGAAAUUUGAAAGAAAUUAUGCUUCAAAAAUAAUUUUUUAUUCAAAAACGAUAAUAAAAUAUAUUUAUAAAAAAAUAAUUCUCCAAAAAUUAAAAAUAAAAAAAUAUAUAUAUUAUUUCAAGAAUUAAAAAAAAAUUUAUAUAUUAAAGAAUUAAAAAAAAAUAUAUAUUUUUUCAUUAAAAAAAAACAUUUUUUUUCUCAAAAAUUAAAAAAAAAUAAUAAUUUUUAUGCUCUGAAAGCGAAAAAAUAAAUAUAAAAUUUAAAAUAUAUUCGCAUAUACAUAUUUAAAUGCUAAUUAUGUACAAAUUUUUGAGAUAAAAAUACAAAUACAAUAAAAUUUAAUGAAAAUACUGAAGUUCCCUUGAGAAUUGCAUACUCAAUUACAAAACAAAAAUUAAAAAUUCAUACCAAAUGUAAAGUGCAUAAAUUAUUUUAACAGUACAAAAACAAGUACAAUGUGAAUCAGCACAGGUGUACGCAAUAUAAAUCAUAAAAACCAAUAAGUGUUUAUCAAACAUAAAGUCAACAUAUGCAUAUUAAUUGCACAAUAACAUUUAGUGGCCGCAAUAAAGGGGAAUAUCAAACAGACAGCGCUGCAAAAAUUAACUAAUUAAAAGUAUAAUAAUUCAUAAACUUAAAAGAUAUAAAUAAACAUUGCAACGCUAAUUGAGUUAACGCGCUCCGGAAGAAAACAAUGGCGAUACCGGGACACCCACUGCUCUGUGCAGUAACGCCAACAGUCUCAACUGUAACACUGACGCCGCUGUCGGCGUUAACAGCGACUGCAGUGACAACAUAAAAGCAGUCACUGUUAAUGAAUUAUAACUAACAAUCGUCGCUGUAACAGCAGCAGUAAAAACAACAGUACUGUAAGAGUAACAGCCGAAGCAGUUAACAUUAAACAACAGUCGGCGUUGCAGUGGCGGCGCAGUAACUGCGAAAUGUAUGUAAGCAGCACGCGAACACAUCUAACCAACGCAGCUGAGCGUCAACGCUCAUUCGAGCACAACGAAAAGCGCAGAGUUUGUGAGUAAAGCAGCUUUGUUUAUUAUAAACAUACACGCACACAUCCUACAUUGCUACUGACAUAACGUCAACGGAGUCGCGUGCGCUGCAAAACGUGCAAUGAAGCGGCGUGCGUGAGCAGCAAAGCUUUAGACGAACCUUUGAUUACCAGGUUGCCAACACAUAGCGUGUGAGUCCCCCCUGUGGACCCCCCUUAUGUGCACCACACACUUUCGGUCCACUACAAGCCGAACUUAAAGCGUCGCCGGUCACCACUAAGCUCAAAGCACGGCGAUCGUGAAUAAUAAACUGUUUUAUUUGCUGGCUUCAUUCGUGUCUCAGCCGCGAAGCGUUGCAGACGACGUUAGAGCGAACGAACGACGCUUAAAGCUGCAACUUACAACGUCGCAUACAUAACCAAAAGUGUGUAUUUUUUGUUGUUGUUGUUGUAUAUCAACGCGUGUUGUACGUCCCAUUGGUCGUUAGCGGGUAGCGUGCGGCAAUAUUGCGGUGGUAAAGGUGCAACGGUGCUUGCAUAAAAUAAAAAAACGAAACAACACAGUUGGCUGGCAAAAACGCAGAAAGCGGAAUAGAAUAAGUGAAGUGGCGUGGAAUAAAUGCGAAAGAGGAAUGCGUUAAUACGCUUUGCUUGCCUGUUGAUAUUUGAUCGGUCAGUUGCUUUGACUCGCUACUAAAGGUAUUGCAUGUGCAGCGAUCAUCGGUAGCAGCUGUUGUUGCGAGUUGAAUCGUAAAAAACACACGUUGAUUAGAAAAAUAUUUGCAAAAGCUGAAAAAUAUUCAAAAAUAAAACGGCAGUCUACUUGUUAUUGUUGUUUUUAAUUUUGGAAAAAAAAAUAUUUGUGCCUUUUGAAAUUCAAGCAAAAAUAAUUAAAUAAAUAAAAUUAGCUAAAUAAAAUAUAUAAAUAAAUAAAUAAAUUAUAUAAAAAAAUAAAUAAAAUAUAUAAAAAGGUGUAUCUGAGUAAAUAGUAUCCUAUAAAUAAAUUAAAAAAGGAAAGAGUUUAUGCUAAAAAUAUAAAACUGCAAAGCCAUAUUUAAAACGGUAAAAGCAGCGAAACAAGUUAUAAGUACGUUGUGGUGCGAAAAUAAUAAAUUCCAAUAAAACAAAUGCCAACGAAGGAAACAAGCCUGUUAAAAUAUGAAAAAAAUAUGGUUGAAUAAAAAUUGUGAACACAAAAUAAAAAUAAAAGAACUGAAAAAAUAAAAUAAAAUUUAAUUGAUGUAAAAGUUAAGCAAAAGGUUUUGGUGAAGAUUCUCCAAAUAUCAGAUAGUUAAAAACUAUUCAAAGAAAUAAUAAUUUAAAAGUAAAAAUAAUAAUUUAAAAAUAUAAUAAAAAAUACGGAAUAAUAAUAAAAAAAAUAUAACUAAUAAAAAUACGGAAAAAAUAAAAAAAAAUAUAACUAAUAAAAAAUAAUAAAAAUUAAAUAUUUUUUUAAUAAUUAAACAAGUUACAAAUAAAAACUUUAAACAAAUAAAAACUCAUUAUAAUAAAAAAUAUAAAACAAUCAAAUAAAAAAAUUAUAAGAAACAUUUUUUUGAAAAUUAAAAAAUAAUCAUCAUUAAAAUAAUACAAAAGUUUCAAAAUAAUAAAAAAAAGUCAUCAAAAUAAUAAGUAAAUUUUAAUAAAACAUCAAACAAAAUUGUGAAAUAAGUGAAAUAAUUUAAAAGAAUACUUAUCUAUUGCCUAAAUUUUAUAAAAAUAAUUCUAAAAGUGGAAACGGCAACCAUAAAAAUUUACUGGUCAACAAGAAGAUCAUUUUGAAAAUCCGAGUUUGAUAAAAAGAUAACACACUCAAAAUCAAGAAGUCUAAAUUAUAAAUAAAAAAAAAGAAAUACUAACUGUGAAGAAGAAAAAUAAUAAUUAAAAUAAUAAAAAAUUUAUAUUCUUAAUGAAAUUACGUUUUACAAAAUCAUAUUGGAGUACAGAGAAUAAAAAAUAUUGAGUGGAAAUUAAGAAAAAAAUUUUGUAAAAAUUAAAAAAAAAAAAAAAAUUUUUUUAACAAAUAUUUCAAUAUUCUAAAAAGAUUUUUAUAACAAACAACAAUUAAAUAAAGUUCCAAAAUAUAUAAAAAAAUUAAAAUUACUGUUUGAAAAAAUAAUAUUAUUGAGUUAAGAUUAAACAAAAAUUUUUUAAUAAAUUAUUUUCACUUAUGAGCAAAAUGCGCAUACUCCCAACUCGACCAUAAAUACAAACCACUCAAUUACAAACGCUUUAAACCGAUUCUUGCGAGUGUCUGCCUCUUCCAUUGAUUUUUUCCGCUAACAAAACACAACGGUUAAGGGCGUGCUUAUCAAUUACACAACCAUAGUGCUGCACCUAAAGUCGUUGCGCUACACCAUCUUCUCUUCCUUUCUUCCUCCCCCGUCGUUUACUGUCUUCUUUGACCACUACUUCUUUGUGUUGUCGCCUGAUCGCCGCCAUUUGGCAUACAGUUAUCGCGUUGCAACAAAAAACAAUGUGCAGCCGGAAAUGUUUUCGCGUACACACACUGGUCAUACUCGGCGUCAUACUCACCAUUGUGCUCGUCUGCAUUGUCGGCAUAACGCUGACGAACAGCAUCAACAUUUCGAAUAUCAUCAAAUUGCGGGAGAAGGUCGCCAGCGAUUCGGCUGCGGCGACCGGUGCGAAUGCCGUGCAAACACGUGCCGCACUCGUCGAACAACAAUACUCUACACUGCAACAACAUCAUUUGUCGCGUAGCGAUUUAAAUUACAUAGCGGCAACACAUCCCAAGAAUUUGCAACGUUUUGCCGGCAGUCAUGGGGCCAGCGGAGGCGGCAGUGGUGGUGCAGUUGGUGAUCACGCAAAUGUUGGUGCGGCGGCGCAAAAUAAAAUUGUCAUCGAAAUUGGCAUACGAAAUUUUUCCACUGCGCUCUCCAACGCCAGCCAUAUGGAGACGGCGGCACAAAAGCAGCUGUCAUCUUCUGCCGCUGUUGAGGCGCUGAUCGAUAAACUCAUCGAACCCAUAACUAGCGCCAUUGUUGACGGUAACAUUGACUCGAUUUCGGUGCCUGCCACGGCUACGGGUCGCCAAUUGAAUGAGUCACUGUCCCAGUUGGUCAAUGCGCAGGAGACUCGUUUGCGCGCUCAAAAUGAAACAAAGCUGCUUCAAGCAACAGCAACAACAACAACGCCUACUAUGGAUGCGUCACAGUUUACCACAACGUUGGAGCCAAUGCUGUCGCCGCAACCGAACGAUCGUCUGGGCAUUGCCGAUCAUAAUCCAGGUCAGAUUGACUUUGCGAAGCGCGAGCAUGUUAAGCAGAUGAUGCUACAUGCCUGGGACAACUACAAGCUCUACGCUUGGGGCAAGAACGAAUUACGACCGCUCAGUCAACGUCCACAUUCGGGCAGUAUUUUUGGCAUCUACGAUCUGGGCGCCACCAUAGUCGAUGGUCUGGAUACACUUUAUCUAAUGGGUUUGGAGAAGGAGUACCAAGAGGGACGCGAUUGGAUUGAACGAAAGUUUUCGCUGGACAACGUUAGCGCCGACUUGUCUGUAUUCGAAACGAAUAUACGCUUUGUGGGUGGCUUGUUGACACUCUACGCUUUUACCGGUGAUAUUUUAUAUAAGGAGAAAGCACAAAACAUCGCUGACAAGCUGUUGCCCGCCUUUCAGACGCCCACCGGUAUACCAUAUGCGUUGGUAAACACACGCACCGGUGCGAGUAGAAAUUACGGCUGGGCUUCAGGUGGCAGCUCGAUUUUAUCCGAAGCUGGUACAUUGCAUUGUGAAUUCGUAUAUCUGAGUGAUAUAACGGGAAAUCCCUUGUAUAAAGAGCGUGUACAAACUAUACGACAAGUUUUGAAGGAGAUUGAAAAGCCGAAGGGUCUUUAUCCGAAUUUCAUAAACCCCAAGACGGGCAAGUGGGGACAAAUGCACAUGUCGCUGGGCGCUUUGGGCGACAGUUUCUAUGAGUACCUGCUAAAGGCUUGGCUACAGUCAGGUCAAGUAGACGAGGAGGCACGGGAAAUGUUCGACGAAGCUAUGGUGGCGAUUAAUGAGCACAUGAUACGCACAAGUUCGGGUGGUUUAACUUAUGUCUCAGAUUUGAAGUUCGAUCAUUUGGAACAUAAAAUGGAUCACUUGGCUUGCUUUGCGGGUGGUCUCUAUGCCUUAGCUGCCAGCACGCGACAAAACCAAUAUGCCAAUAAAUUUAUGGAAAUUGGUAAGGGUCUGACAAAUACCUGCCACGAGAGCUACACAAGAACGCCAACCAAAUUGGGACCUGAAGCUUUUCGCUUCAGCGAUGCCGCCGAAGCGCGUGCCUUGAAAUCACAAGAGAAAUACUAUAUACUGCGACCAGAAACGAUUGAGAGUUACUUUGUGUUAUGGCGUCUGACGCACGACCAAAAAUACCGCGACUGGGGUUGGGAGGCUGUGCAAGCGCUCGAGACCUACUGCCGUACAAUGCACGGUUACAGUGGUAUUAAGAAUGUCUAUCAGGAGAACCCGCAGAAGGACGACGUGCAGCAGAGCUUCUUCUUGGCGGAAACACUUAAGUACUUGUAUCUGCUCUUCUCCGAUGACUCGCUGCUACCACUGGACGAGUGGAUAUUCAACACGGAGGCGCAUCCAUUGCCCAUACGUGGCGCGAAUGCAUUCUACCGCGCGGCACCACCUGCCCAGACGCAAGCAGCAGAUGAGAACCGUUAAAACUUGACUCGAAAAUAUUGAAAAUUUCACUGACUAUAUGUUGAGUCUGCCGAGUGUCUUUGACAAAAUUGCAGUUAUUUGUAAUUAGUGUUUUUAUAAUUACCAAUUUUUUUCGUUUGACAAAUAGUUACUUUUAUUAUGCUUUUUAGACACACAUUGAAAUGUAAUUUAGCAUAAUUAUUAAUAAUAAUUAUUAUUUAUAAAGAAGUUGGAAUUUCAACGUAUAAAGAUUUCUCAGCGAUUGUUCUAAUGAGUUUUUUUUUUAUUUUGUUUUUAUAUUUUUGUUUUUUCGUAAAAAUAGUAUGCUUGUACAUAUGUACAUAUAUUGUACUUGUAAACUGACAUUUGCUAAUUUUCUCCGCUUAAUUUUGUACAGUUAUAUUAUAUAAGUUAUAUGUAAUAGUUAUUAUUGUAGCACUUAAUUAUAUAACAAAUUUUUAUUACACAAGAAAUUUUCUAAAUUCAAAAUUGCAUUUCUUACACACUGACGAGAAAAGACUUCACCUAAAUAAAACAAAACUUUAGUUAAUAACACAUGCAUGUAUGUAUAAUUAUUUUCAUCAAUUCAGACAUUUUUUUCUUUACACACUUAUAUAUUUAAACUGUGAAAAUGCCAAUAUAGAAACUAUUGUACGAAAUGAAGAUAGCCAGAAACUCCUGUAUUUACUUAUGAAGCUUUGUAACAGUAAUUGUAAACGCAUGCAGAAGCGGUGUAGUUAUAUACAAAAUAAACUUGAACUAAUAUUUAAUACAAAAUGAGUUAAAAACAAAAACGGCAACAAUACUUUUUUUUGUUGCAUAGAAUAAUAUUUGGAAACUGAUACAAUCACGAUAUUUUUGGCUUUCUGUUUUUAUUUGCAGUUCUCCAAAAGCUUGAAAAACUAUUUUCUUGUCGGCAAAAACGUGUUUUCUAAUAUUAAUUACUAUAUAUUUCAAUUUUUCUUACGUAAAAUGACUUUUUAAACAGAUGUUCCAAAUUAUCACUUUAUUUUGUGAUACUUUGUCCAUUUUGGAAAAAGUUUUAGUUUUAUACUAAUACAAAUUAAACACAAUAAAUUUUUCUUAAAAAGUUUUCCAAAAGGCUUUAUUUUUUCUUAUUUUUUGAAAAAAAAAGCUGAUAAAAAAAUUUCAUAAAAUAUUUUUCAAAGGCUAGAUUAUCGAUUAUUUUUAAAUUUUCUUAUUUUAAAAAUAUACAAAUUUUUUUUGGACUAAUUUAUAUAAUUUCUUACUGCAGUAACAUAUUAAAUUUAUUUUAGUUGUUGAAAAAUGCAUACACAGAUUUUCUUCAAAUAAAUAAAAAUAUUUUUAAGCAAUUUUUAAUAUAAAAAUUUUUGCAACAUGAGAAAUAAAAUUUCCUAGAUAACUAACUUGUGGUUAUUUAUUGCCGAGUCUCAUAUCACAUAAUACUCAAAUUUUGGAAAAAAUUUAUUUACAAAUUUUAAGUAAAUUAAACAUUUUACAGUGGGAUAUUGUCGGUCAAAAUAUAUAAACAAAAUGUUUUUAAUUUUUUUAACUAAUUUCAACACCAUUUAUUUAAAUUCUUUGUGUUUUUAAAAAACAAAAUUUUUAGAAAAAUUAUUUCAAAUGUGUUUAGCCUUUUUAACUAAUUUCAAAAUCCAUAAUUUAUUUUAAUUUCAAACCUUUAAUGUUAAAAAAAAUAAAAUUUUUCGAAAUUAUAUAUAAAAAAAAUGUUUUUAACUAAUUGCAAAAUAUUUAAUAUAUUUUAAUUUAAAUUUUUUGGUUUUGGAAAACAAUAUUUUUUGAUGAUUUGGACAGUGGUAUUGCAAUAAUAUACGCAAUUAUUUUGAACAAGUUUAAAAAUACAUAUUUUAUCUGCUUUAAGCAUGCAUAGUGUCGAAUUCGAGUUGAAAAAAUAUACACUGCACAUUUUUCUAAUAACACUAGAAUAAAUAUUCUCUAUGUAAAAUGUUCAGAAUAUUAUAUCUCGCAGCCAUUUUCAAAAUUAAUUCUGUAUUUUUUUAACUUUCACUUUCCCAAUAACUAUAAUUAUUGCAAAACAAUAACCAUAAGAAAGAUAUAUGAAGCACGUACUUAAAAUAUUCUUACUGUUUUUAAAUUAAAGAAAUGGUUUUUAUUUCGAAGGCAUUUUUUAUUUUCCUCUAAAAAUUUUCUUGAGAGAAUGUUGACAGGUUUGCAAAAUUAUGGAAAUAAUAUAACAAACGGAUAAUUUAAUAUAAUAUUGGUAAAAAAGACAAAGAGUUUUGAAAAACAUCAUAUUUUUGCAUUAGCUCAGAUCAAAUUUUUCGGUAAAACAAUUUUGUUUUUAAACAAUAGGAAUAACAUUAACAUAGCCAAACAUUUUUUUUAAUGGAAUGAAAUUUUUUUCUUAACGCUAUAUCAAAAAAAAUUUUUUUUUUCAAAAUUUGUUUAUAUAUUUUGUGAAAAAAAUUUUGUUGUAAUUUUGUUAAAAAAAUUUGUUUUGCCUAUUUUUAAUUAAAAGAUUUAAAUCUUUGAAUUUUUUUUAUAAUUUUCAAUUUAAAUUUUGUUUUUAUACUGAAAUAAUUUGAAGAAUUAUUAUGAAAUUUUUUUUUUACCGAAAUAAGUUUUUGUUGUCACAUUAAAAUAUAUUUUCUCAGUACAUACUACCCACUCGCACUCUUAUUAGUAUUCUUUCUUUUGCACUUUACUUUAACACUGCAUUACAAAACGAAAUUAUAUAAAACAUAAUUAAAGAAUGCCAACAAAUGAAGAAAGAAAGCGAAUUUUCAAGCAGAGUAAAAAAAAAAAAAUUUUUUAAUUCAACGGCAGUUCUCCAACAACACAGAACGCAUUUGUCUUUUGUAUAAUAGUGCUUAAAGAGUUACUUUUUGCAACUAACGGUAUUAAUACGAAAUGUACAAUGUCUUAUAUGAAUGUAUGUAUUGUAGCAUAACUUCUAACUUUGCUGUUUUUAGUUUAAAAACUAGUUACAAAUUAGAACACAACAAACAAACAAAAAAA